AUGGCCGAUGCUAAACUAGGACAAGCUCUUUUGACCCUGGUCUUGGCUUUCGCGAUCCUGAACAUCGUUGAGACCACAAGUUCUCAAGGGUCUUGCCCGGACCCAUCGUGCACUAGGAAUCCGCCGCCCGCAUCCGCCGGUAAUCCGGCAUCACCCUCGGCAGCGAUGACCACUCUGACUCAAACGGGAUCGUACCCGGGACAGCCCGGCGCUAUCUAUCCUCCGCCGGUGGGGUACUUCUCUUACAGCCCGCCUCCGCCGAGAGGCAGUUUUUAUGCCGCUUCUCCGCCACCCGAUCCAAUCUUGCCCUACUUCCCUUACUACUACCAGAGGCCUCCCCGGACGAAGACGGAGGAGUCGUCGGCCGCGGGUCUCUGGAGAUCGACGGUCAUGAUUAUUGGGGUGGUGGGUAGUUUGGGUCACUGGUGUUGUGGCAUUAUCUAA
Molecule: messenger RNA, 444 nt
Organism: Syzygium oleosum
Lineage: Eukaryota; Viridiplantae; Streptophyta; Magnoliopsida; Myrtales; Myrtaceae
Product: extensin-like
Exons: 1
Coding region: 1-444 (147 amino acids)
Source: RefSeq, a predicted model, not a curated record